UCACAAACAAAAAGACAAGCGAGCGAAACUUAAAUCUCUAACGUCGCUUUGACACAAACAAAAUGAUGUAAGUUAACAGUUGUAUUAUUUACUUUGUUUAACAAAUCGAUGUUAACGUAACAUUCAUGCUAGUCUAUGAAACAAGCUUAACUCAAAACUCGCGAGUUUCCUUGCGCGAGAGUUGGUGAUCUCUUAGCAACGAUCAUGCUCGCUAACCGGGCGACAAUGGCGAAAAAGACUCGGAAGAUCGCUGUCAACAAGCGGGGGAAAGAAUACGUAUUCAGCAAGAUGUUGGCCGAGCGGAACCAGCCGAUCGUGGCCGUGGGAGCCUGGGUGGAGGAUGGCCAAGAGUUUGAAGAGCAUCCGUGUGACUUGGCUUCUUACACUGACGAGCUCCAGGCGGAGAAGCAGAGGGAGAAUGAAGAAACCCUGCGAAGAUUUCAAGCGCAAGUGCGCCAUCGUGUGGCGGUAAUCGGCAAGAGGAAGCGACAGGAAGCACAUUCACUGGCUUCUGUUAACAUGGGAAUCCCAAAACAUGUGCCAGGAAAGGCAAACAUAAAUGAGGUCCGUGACAGUACGAGACAGGUCCGACUCAAACUGGCAGCAUGCCAGACCAGCCAGUCCACCGACGAGACGUCAGAGUCUUCCACAGACAGCUCCAAGAUCUCGCUCGCCAGACAUAUGACUGAAUGUGGCGACCUGAGGGAGGAGGAGGAGGAGGAUUUUGAAGAUGAUGAUGAAGAGGAAGAUGAAUACAGAAGCCACCUUAGACGCCCAGUAAGCAGUUGCAAAUCUGGUUUGACAAGUGCAUGCGAGUGGGACGCGGCGAUGUCUGACUCGAGAAUCUCGAAGAUCCUUUGGACUUUACAGGACCAGGAGGAGUUGAGAAGACAGCGCCAGUUGCAGUUCCUGAUGCACCGCCGCCACUACAUGAACGUCGAGCGGCAGCGCGUCAAAGAAAACAACCAGCACCGGAAGCACCUGAAGAAGACAGCGAGGAUCAAAGCGGACAAGGAAAAGGCUCGCCUGGAAGAGGAGCGGCAGCUGGAGCGUACCCGGCACCUCACGCAUGUCCGGCAGCACCUAGAGGAGCGAGAGAUGCUCAUCCUGGAGCGCCUCAAGCUGGAGGACGUAGAGAGAGCGGCCUAUCGUGAGAAGAGGAAACGGGAAACCAAGAAAGGGAUAGUGACCACCAGGUACAUCGAUGCUCUGAGAUCCCAAGUGCGGGACCGAAUGGCUGACAAGAAGUUGGACCUGCCACCACUGUGCUGCUGUGCGUCCUCUUUCUGGGACUCGCACCCCGACACUUGCGCCAACAACUGCGUCUUCCACAACAAUCCCAAAGAGUACGCGCAGGCACUACAUGCAGCUGUGUCCAGUUUGGAUUUAAAGUAAAAAAAUACUGAGGAGAUGGGGACCAACCAUCAAAUCCUAAAAUUCAACCAAUUACACAAAAUAAUUAAAAAAUAUAUUUUUUAAUCCU
Messenger RNA from Syngnathus acus (greater pipefish), 1483 nucleotides. RefSeq names its product coiled-coil domain containing 15 (gene ccdc15). The transcript is spliced from 10 exons. NCBI's taxonomy places the organism in Eukaryota, Metazoa, Chordata, Actinopteri, Syngnathiformes, Syngnathidae. The record is from RefSeq and is a predicted model, not a curated record. Bases 205 to 1395 code for a protein of 396 amino acids. Gene Ontology annotation, cellular component: centrosome.